CCAAAAAAUGCCAAAAUAUUUUCUCUGUGCCGUUUUGGCGAUAUUUGUGGGCAAUUAGGAAAAUAAUAAUAAUUAGUUGAAACCCAAUAAAUAUUUCUUCUUACUUGUCAAUAAAGGGUGCAUAAUAAACAAAGAAGUUGUAAAAACUAAGUGCGAACCGUUAAAUUGAAGAGUAUAUAAAGGAAAUGCCACAACGCCGGAUUGGUAAUCGUCGAGAAAAUAGCAGAGGAGGUGGUGGUGGAGGAAGUGGCGGUAUGCGUGAUGGUGGGCGUGGCAGAGGUGGAGGUGGCAGAGGACGCGAUGAUGGUGUACGUUCCGGACGUGUAGAGAAGCGCUAUGAUGAUCGAAGCCGUCGGGGUGGUGGAGGAGGUAAUAGCGGCGGUAACAACAACGACUUUGCCGGACUACGCACCAUAAACUGGUCAGACGUACGCCUGCCGCCUUUCCAGAAAAACUUCUACCAAGAACAUCCAAAAACGCGAAAUCGCCUACCACAAGACGUAGAAAGAUACCGCGCAGCUCACCAAAUAACGGUUCGUGGUCCAGCACCCAAUCCAAUACAAUACUUCGACGAAGCCUGCUUCCCCGAUUAUUGCCUCAACGAGAUCAGACGUCAGCGUUAUACAGAGCCAACACCUAUACAAGCACAAUCAUGGCCAAUCGCAAUGAGCGGAUGCAAUCUCGUCGGCAUCGCUAAGACCGGCUCUGGCAAAACCCUUGCUUUCAUUCUUCCCGCUAUCGUACAUAUAAAUAAUCAACCACCAUUGCAACGCGGUGACGGGCCCAUUGCACUUGUUUUGGCGCCAACGCGUGAGCUGGCCCAACAGAUACAAACUGUAGCAAAUGAUUUUGGCUCGAGCGUUUACGUGCGCAAUACAUGCAUAUUUGGUGGUGCACCAAAGGGUAAACAAGCAAAUGAUUUGGAACGUGGCGUAGAAAUAGUAAUUGCCACACCGGGACGACUAUUAGAUUUCUUAGCAACUGGCGUUACAAAUUUGCGACGCUGCACUUACUUAGUUUUGGAUGAAGCUGAUCGUAUGCUUGAUAUGGGUUUUGAGCCGCAAAUACGAAAACUUCUCGGACAAAUACGACCUGACAGACAAAUUUUAAUGUGGAGCGCCACUUGGCCAAAAGAGGUCCGACAACUGGCUGAGGACUUUCUCGGUUCGUAUAUACAGGUCAAUAUUGGUUCAUUAGAGUUAUCCGCAAAUCACAACAUACGUCAAUAUGUCGACGUUUGCAAUGAGCAUGAUAAGGGCACAAAACUAAAGGAUUUACUUUCACACAUUUAUGACCAGUCACAUGCGCCGGGUAAAAUUAUCAUAUUCGUCGCAACAAAAAAGAAAGUGGACGAGCUGUCACGCUUUAUCAAUGGUUUUGGUGUACGUGUCGGUUCAAUACAUGGCGACAAAUCACAAGUUGAUCGCGAUAAUGUGUUGGCCGAAUUUCGUAGUGGACGCUCGAAUAUUUUAGUCGCCACCGAUGUAGCGGCGCGUGGUUUAGAUGUGGAUGGCAUCAAAUAUGUCAUCAAUUUCGACUUUCCACAAUCGUCUGAGGACUAUAUACAUCGAAUCGGACGUACUGGGCGUAAACAUUCCACAGGUACAUCGUAUGCAUUUUUCACACGCAAGAACGCCAAAUGUGCGCGCGCUCUAAUCGACAUACUGCGCGAAGCUAACCAAAAUGUAAAUCCCGAAUUGGAGUAUAUAGCACGAAGUUCGGGUACUGGUGGUGGGCGCAGUCGUGGUGGUCGUGGUGGAAAUGGCAAUAGUGGUGGUGGUAAUAUGACGUCGAGCAGACGAGGUGGCGGUGUUGGUGGUGGCAAUAAUAGUGCAUUCAGCUCUGGUGGUGGUAUGAGCGGACAUUCUAGUUCUGGCGGUCCUGGCUACGGGAAUGGUUAUCGUGGUGCUGCUAUGGCUGGCAGUCAUAGCGGCAAUGGUGGUUAUGGUGCCAAUAGUGGUACUGGUGCAGGUGGUGGUUACUCGAAUGGCAAUUUAUCUGGCGGCGGUUCGAGGUCGCGUAGCUACAAUUCCCGUCAUUAAAAACAAACAUACUGUGUAAAGACAAUUGUGUAAAAAUGGAGAGAACUUGUCAACUGCAAGAGUUGGUUUUGUUUAACAUAUACAAAGCAUAUACAGGGUAUAAAAUGAAUUCGCAUUAAUUUCGUUUCGAUUUUCGAAUUUCGCAACGUUUCUUAAGACAAAGAAGAAGUAUGAAUUUGGCAUGAGCGCGCAUGUUGAAAAUCCAUAUCACUUGUGCUUGAUGUGCGGUGCAACAAUCGAUGGCAGCAUGUUCAUUCGCACCACACCAAGUCAUAAGUUUACAACAGCUCAAUUGUAAGCUGAAAUUAUUUUCGAAUUUAAACACUUUUGGAUGGCAGCAACCGAAUUUACUAUUUUUUGGCAUAUUUUCGGCAUAUCUAUUUUACUAAUGCAUCAAACCCUUGGUAUUUACGUUGGGGAAAGAAGAUAGAGAAGAAAGAAGAGUUAUCGCUUUGUAUACAGCAAAAAGGAAAGAAGUGCACAUAUAUAAAUAUGUACAUUUUCGUUUUAAA
Messenger RNA from Bactrocera tryoni, 2554 nucleotides. Its product is annotated as ATP-dependent RNA helicase p62-like. Gene Ontology annotation, molecular function: RNA binding; RNA helicase activity; ATP binding. The coding region runs from base 186 to 2042 and encodes 618 amino acids. Gene Ontology annotation, cellular component: nucleus; cytoplasm; ribonucleoprotein complex. The transcript has 3 exons. The record is from RefSeq and is a predicted model, not a curated record. NCBI's taxonomy places the organism in Eukaryota, Metazoa, Arthropoda, Insecta, Diptera, Tephritidae.